AUGCGCUACUCGACCGCCUUCUCCGCCGCCAUUCUGGCUGGCUCUGCGCUCGCCGCUCCCUCCUACGGUGGUUACGGCAGCCAGCACAAGCACGUCAAGAACGUUCAUGUCGUCGUUGAGACUGUCGUCAAGACUGUCUACGUCACCGAGGGCUACGAGAUCCCCAAGCCUACCAGCUCCUCCGUCAGCGCUGCGUACGAGGCCCCGGCCAAGAACACCAUGCCCGCCUACGCUCCCGUCAAGCCCACCAGCACUGCCGUCUACGCUCCUCCCCCUCCCCCUGCGCCCACCAGCGAGGCCCCCAAGCCCACCACCACCAUGGUCUACCAGCCCGCUCCCCAGAAGCCCACCACCUACGACGCUCCUCCUCCCCCUGCUCCUACCAGCGAGGCUCCCAAGCCAACCACCACCCCCGCUGCUCCCGCUCCUUCCAGCGGUGGAUACAUGGGCAUUGUUGAGGAGGCGCGUGCCAAGCUCGGCAUGAAGUCUCUCGAGUGCGACUCCAAGCUCGAGUCCAACGCCAUGAACGUCGUUGUUGAGGGUAACGGUGUCAUGAAGCACAAGCUCAACCCCGGCACUUACGGCCAGGUUCUUGCCCCCGGCAAGCCCGACAUGGAGUCCUUCGACCACGUCUUCUACGGUGGAUGGCUCUGCGAGAUCCCCAGCCUGCCCGGUCUUGAGGAUGUCUGCGGCAGCGCAUCCAAGGGCUGGAACUACGAGGGUCAGACCGGCCACGCUGAGAUACUCACCUCCGACCAGUACACCAAGAUUGGUUGUGCUAACCACGAGGGUAUCUGGUGCUGCGACCUUGCAUAA
Messenger RNA from Alternaria incomplexa, 816 nucleotides. RefSeq lists its product as uncharacterized. Bases 1 to 816 code for a protein of 271 amino acids. NCBI's taxonomy places the organism in Eukaryota, Fungi, Ascomycota, Dothideomycetes, Pleosporales, Pleosporaceae. The record is from RefSeq and is a predicted model, not a curated record. The transcript has a single exon.